AUGGCUUUGAGGCUCUGGACCACGUCAGCAACAAAGAAGAACAGAGGGGACAGCAGUAUAAUGUAUGGUCGUGGAGGAACGGCAGGCUACAAAGCAACUACCCCGACUCGUAUACGCGCCUUCAUCCUCGACACCUCCCGCUCGAAGUCAGGCUCCAGCUACAAAGAGCGGCGAGAUCAGGUCGCCCAAGCACCUCCGCCUCUCAUCCCUCCUCUCCCUCAUACCGACCAUCUCCUUUCUUUCGUACCCCCUUGA
Molecule: messenger RNA, 255 nt
Organism: Rhizoctonia solani
Lineage: Eukaryota; Fungi; Basidiomycota; Agaricomycetes; Cantharellales; Ceratobasidiaceae
Exons: 2
Coding region: 1-255 (84 amino acids)
Source: RefSeq, a predicted model, not a curated record